UUCGGGAAGGCUACGGGUUAAUUUGAGACUGGGAGCUAAACCUGUUGCCAAUUAGAAGCAGUGAGCGCCACAUGUGGGCUAGACUGAGCUGUCUGCAGAGGGGGCAAAAGGGGCAGAAUCCACGCAAUGGAGGCAAGCUGAGGAACUGUUUAUUCCAGUUGAGUCACGGAUAUUAAUAGAAGCUGCUAUGAUGGAUAUGUUUCUCAAAUAAUCAAAAGAGGAAAUUUAGGAAUAGCAGCCGUGCCAAGGGGGGGCACCGUUCACCCCAUUUUUUUCCCUGUUUUUUGUUUUAAGGAUUUCAACAUGGCAAAUUUUCCUGCCAUUUUUAUACUGUCUGUUAUCACUUUACUUUUUACUGGGAUUGUAUCUGAAAUAUGUCGUGGACCGCGCUGCUUGAACGGUCAGGACUGGAGUAGGUCGUGCGUUGGAGCGCACUGCCGGGAGCGCACAGAGUCAUCCUCAUCCCAGCGGCAGCUGCACCUCUCUCCUCAGUUCAAAACAGCGCAGGUUUAUCCGAGUUAUCAACAGGAUCCUCAUUCCAGCCAACAUCAGAGCCAGAGCGCGCCGUUAGCGCCUUACACCAUCAUCCAGCCUCAGCACGCGGGCUUUACGCAGCCCAGAAGAACGAACCCGCGGACGAUCACGGCGGAGGUGUUCCAUCCUGGCUGCGCCGGCGGGACGUGUCCAAGCACAGUCUCUCAUCGCCCCACCAGCAAUGAACACACUGCCACGCGGGAGUGUAAGGGAAUUGGAUGCAAACUGCCUUCAAGGAUGCGCCAAAAGCAGAAGCCGUGCGUCGGAGAGGAAUGUGGCACUCAGGCGAGGGGAGACGGAAGGGGGGGCUCCUCACCUGUUCAAGUGACGGACAGAGCCGCACAGUUUCUGGAUGAACUCCAGGAUUUUGGAUCUGACAAUGGGGCGUUCAUACAGCUGACCUGUGACAUGAAACCAGGAUCCAACGAGGUUCCCUCAGAAGAUGCCCUCGUCUUGCAGCUGCAACUCUCCAAAACCCAAGAGCGGCUUGUUGAUGCUCUCAAGGGUCAGCAGAAUGAGGUCAAAGAGCUGCAGAGGCUGCUAACUGAGCAGCAAGGGGCGCUGGUGAGCCAGCAGAGAGAGAUCCUUGAGCAGCAGAGGAGGAUGCUUGAGCAGAUGGAGCAAGUAAAAGCCCAAUACAACAUUUUGAUGGACAGCAUGAAGCACACCUCUGUCCAGCACCUCCUGGAUAGUCACCUGGAAACCUUAAGUGGGCAAAUGAGGAGCCAUCAAACACAGCAAGCUAUGUCUUUACACAAGGUGGACAUGGAGGCCAGUGUGGUGGAGGUGGGUCACUCUCAGGUGGCCUGUGGCAGGUGUGGACAUGAGGAGUAUUGCAGCUACAGCAACAGCCAACCUCGCUGUGAAAAGUGCACCGUUUGCCCACCUGGUUUCUUCUUGGUGGCUCAGUGUUCAGUCCACGCAGACAGGAUAUGUCAGGACAGAGACGAAUGCCUGGAAAUGUCCGGGUUAUGUGGUGACCAACAAAAAUGUUCAAACACCCCAGGAGGGUUCCGAUGCCAGGGUAUGACCAUGAGAGACGCCGCCUCCGGACUGUGCGGCCAUGGCUACUUCUUUAACUCAGACAUGGAAGAGUGUCAGGCAUGCAGCGACUGUGACGGAGAACCCGUGGCAUCUCCUUGUUCUUUCGUUACAGAUACGGUGUGCUUAGGUCCUGCUGCUGCCGCCAGUGAGGCGCUGUCUCUUUCUUGGGCUGGAGACUUGAGUUUGCAGGGAGUAAAAGACCGCUUCUUGGCACUCGCCUUCCCCAGCAUGCAGCUUCACAUCCAGGGAAGAGGGGAUGCGGGUCUGGUUUUAGUGGAGAAUGGGUAUCUGGUUCUGAGGGAGCAUGGUCUGGUCUGGUUGGAUGGGAAUCUUGGACUGAGUCACGGCUGUCGCAGUUUCAUCCAAGUUUGUCUUCGUUUGAACGACACAGAUGGCUCAAACGGCCGUGACCUGAGUGGCGUGCGGGUAGAGCAGAGGGAGCAGAGGUCUAUCCAAAGCGUCAGCAUCAGUGGGGUAGCUGAGGUUGCACCAGGUCAGAAGUUGUCCAUUUUCCUCCGGAGUGCCAGUCAUCACUGUAAUCAAAGCAGUGAAGGCUUGCAGCUGUAUGACUCCUCAGCAGCUCCACUCAACCUCCUCUGGCUGUCCCACGACACUGGUGCUGUUGCCAUGACAGCACAGGCGAUGGUCUCUGCUCAUUACCAUACAAACUACCGUCCAGUCUUCCGCACUAUCUCCACCUCUGAUCCUUACGUCAUGGGGCUGACUCAUGAUGGACGCGGGGUUCGUUUUGCGGAAAGUGGUGCUGUGCGCUUUGUGUUCCAGCAAGCGCUGUAUUCGAUGGGGCAAGCAUGCAUAAGUGAGGGUUUUCAGCUUGUGGCAUAUCUCAACCAGAACGGAACAGGGAUGGAGUUAUUUCGAGUUUUCAAGCCAGGUGUUCAUUACCGGGACACAUCGAUUUCUCUGUCUGGAACGGCCAAAGUCAGCCCUGGGGAUGCAAUUAGCUUUGAGAUCUUGUCUCCUGCUCAGUGCAACGUGCGCUUCUUUGGCGAUGAAACAGGCAUCAGUCUCCUCAGUUUAUUUUGGGUCCCUGCUGCCAUUACUUCCUCUCUGUCUGCAUCUGUGGCCAACACCGGCCUUCCCUCUGGAGCAGUUAGAAACAAGCCUCUGUUUUUUCGCCAGACAACCCCUCAGGUGUCCCAGAUCGGGCUGCUUGGAAAAGGAUCAUCAGACCAGAGACGGGAUUUCAUCUUCAAAGAGAGUGGGACAGUUAGCCUAGCUCUGGAUCUUAAACUCAUUCACUCCUGCAACUUGGUCAAGGUGACUCUUCUCAGGCGAAAUGAUGCUGAGGGUUUGGGGCAGCGGCAUGACACCGAGGGGACCCGCCCUGUUGCUUUGGCUCAGCAGGUGGACGGCCAGAUGCCUGAAGGCAGUGAGUGGGCGAGUGUGAGUCUAAGGGCCUCUUUCAGAGUUCAUAAUGGCACGGUUGUCUUUUUCAUACUGGACUGCGUUCGUGGACGAGUCAAUCAGAUUAGCCACCAAACAGGAAGUGGGGUGUCAAUAUUCUGGGUGGCAGCAUGAGAAAUAGACAUUUCCAAAAAAAAAAAAAGAACAACUUACCCAAAUAACCUUCUUUUGUUAGCUUUUAAUAGGAA
Molecule: messenger RNA, 3191 nt
Organism: Oryzias latipes (Japanese medaka)
Lineage: Eukaryota; Metazoa; Chordata; Actinopteri; Beloniformes; Adrianichthyidae
Molecular function (GO): calcium ion binding; protein binding; heparin binding
Source: RefSeq, a predicted model, not a curated record